AUGGCGGACAAGAAAGGCAACUUCUGGGUAAGUGGAAUUUCUCUAAAUGAAAGGACAUUUGCUUCAAGACUUCCGACUAGGAAUUAGGGAAGUUAAAGCUGAAUGGCAGACCCGAGCGCUGCAAAUUACUGCUAAAAUUAUGAUAGGACAUCUAACGAAAUAGUUGGCAUCGAAAGUUUUGCAGGCAAUCGCAAUUCCUAAAAAAUGUACUGGAGAUUAUGGCCAUUUCUGUUGAUUUUUUUUACAUACUUUUAGGUUAUAUUUUCCAAGCCCGAUCGGAGAAUGAUAUGCCAUGCUUUUGACAUAAAAAUUAACCACAAAAUAACAAUACUAUAGUGAAAUUUUGACUCACGAUGACUUUCAGCUUGUCUCUGAACAGGACAGUUUUCCGAAGUACACACUCGUAGUUCCAAUUGCCCUUCCUUCAUGUUGGCCUAAAUCAUACAGAGAUAAAAACGCCGUAAAUACGUGUAAGGGACAAGAUGAAGGUUAUACAAUUUAAACAUUAUAAGAGAAUUACGAGCAAAGAAAAAAUCAAAACGUCUUCACAUGGAUACGAUAGAAUUUAAGCUACAGCAUAUGCGCAUAGGAUCGUUUUUUCAACUGAUAUUCGGGGAAAAGAGUUAACCUGCAACAUUAUGGAAGCGACUCUGAGUAAAACCUUUUAUGUCAUUUGCAUUUAAGUAUUACAGAAAUUCCGAAAUACACUACAGCAGUGACAGCAGUGAAAGCAGAGGCAGCAGUGGGGAGGAUAAUGACUCUCUAGUGUCAUCUCUCGAUCAUGGAGACAGGGAAAUUACUCAGGAAACUGUUCAGGUAUAACCAUCGCAUAUACAUAUGUGGCGGAUUUUGUACUAUUUCUCUUUUUUAUUCUUAUUUACCAAAAACCAAAUUGGAGGGUUAUUAAAAUAAGCAACUUCACUUCAAAUGUUCCUUUCUCACCAUCUCAACUAAAGGCACCCUCCACAGCAGUUACCCUGGAUUUUCAGGAUAUGCCUCCAAGCAGGUAAGGAAAAUACUUUUGGAAUGCAAUCGUACACAAUUAUUCAUUGUCUUUUUGUUGUUUGAUUGUCAAUUGAAUCUUCAUAUUUAAGCUGAAGAAACUGACCUGUUAAUUAGUAUGAUAAAUCAUUUCAUAACUAACUUUUAAUUUGGUAUCUAUUGUUCAGAAAUGUAUUUCUUAAUGAUAAGAUAUUUAAACAACACAGCCUUCAACCAUUGAUAUUUUCAGAAGUACUCAAGGAGGUUCAAAUGCUAAAGGAAAUGUCAUCCAGCCGGUAGAAGUAAGUUCUGCUAUCUUGAGGCAUAAAUCAUCUAUUUCUUUUCAAAACUUUUCAUAAUAGGUGCACAAUAAGGAACGGUUAACAUCAUAAGGAGGCCACAUUAACCAUAUGACAACGGGGGAAAUCAAAUCUUUGGUUUGUAAGAUGCAUGUAGAAGUUUAAACAACUUUUGCUAAAACAGCUUCAACUACUAAGUAUAUGUCUGUUUGCAUUUUUUUCAGCUCGUGCCCAGGAAACAACCUCGAGUGAAACAAGAGUAAGUACUAAUUUCCUGAUUGCCAUCACGAAGUUUCUUAACCCUGUGACUCCCAUGAGUGACUGAGACAGAAUUUCUCCUUAUGCUAUCACUCCAAUAUCAACCAGAAAAGUGAUGCGAAUAAAGAAAAAUAUUACUUUGGGAUAAUUAGUUGAUCCAGUACUAAAUUCUCUGAUCUAACAUUUUAAGAAUUGUAUGGUUACCAGUAAGGAGAAUUACGAUUUUGAUCUGGAAAUUAAAGGGUUAAUCACAACCAACUUUAUGUGGCAAGUUGUCUGAAACAAGAGUAAAUUACGAAAGUCCUAAAACUAAUAAUAACAACAUGUAGUUUCUUUAUCUCUUUGUAAGUUUAUUUAUUCAUUUAUUUUUCAGGGCAGACAUAAUAAGGAAGUACGUAAAGGUAUGAAAACCUAUAAAUUUUGUCCUAAGUGACAACAAAAUUUCCUUUAGUUCAGAUGACGGAGACAACAUUUGAAUGAAUACAGAUGAACUCCAGUCCUUAAUCACUGCAACUGCAACAAACAGUUUGAGUAUCGCUUUUGCCCGUUUGGCUCUCGAUGGCAAUUGUUGACACGCAGGAGGCAACAACAGCACUGACACUUCCAAAUUAACGGUUAUAUUGGCUUGCACCUAAAGACAAGUACUCUAAGAAAAUAAUAACAAGAAAUUACCAAAACAAAAAGCCAAAGAAAAGAGAGAAACUCGUUUAGGGAGUGGUGUCCCUCAAAAUCGAAGAAAGACUUCCAGCGUAAUGGUGAGAGGGAUAUUUUUAUGUAAGAAACAUAAUUGGACUUUAACAAACUCUUACUGGCUCGCACUUACAAACAACCGUACGAGUGAAAAACAAAACAAAGCGAAAGAAAAAAAAAACAAAAAAAAAACCAAAUAAUUAACAAAGAUACUUUUAAUUCAAAUAAUAAAAGAAAAACAAGAAAAUAGAACUUUCACUUGUACAUAAUAUCGUAGUGCAGCUACAGCUCCACCUUAUUUUCUACCUAAGCACCGAAAUAGUGAUUCUAACUCCUGUUCUCAUCCCUUGAUUUUUUUAGGGAUCAAGCGGAGCACUUGUCAACGACCAACCAAAGUUUGAACAGUUCACAAUUGGUCUUCUGCUGGCUGUGUGCACGAUACUUGUCAUAAUAUUGUUUUUCAUGGCAGUGUACAUGCAUAUGUACAUGAAGGAGAAGUAGUAUCUAUUAAGAUAACCAUAUUUAUAAAAAUAUAAAUUAGAAUUUCUGUUUAUUUGAGGUGAAAAGCUG
Molecule: messenger RNA, 2798 nt
Organism: Pocillopora meandrina
Lineage: Eukaryota; Metazoa; Cnidaria; Anthozoa; Scleractinia; Pocilloporidae
Source: the annotation of a GenBank genome assembly